Messenger RNA from Miscanthus lutarioriparius, 5298 nucleotides. NCBI's taxonomy places the organism in Eukaryota, Viridiplantae, Streptophyta, Magnoliopsida, Poales, Poaceae. The record is from the annotation of a GenBank genome assembly.
AUGGAGUGCUGGAUAGAUCCUUUUUCUAUGGCACCUCCUAAAGCCCUUGAUAGUAUUGGGAAAACGUUGCAUUCACAGUAUGAGCGCUGGCAACCUAAGGCUCGAUACAAGCUUCAGCUGGACCCAACAGUGGAGAAAGUUAAGAAUCUUUGCAAUACUUGCCGCAAAUAUGCCAGAUCAGAGAGAGUCCUUUUCCAUUAUAAUGGCCAUGGCGUACCAAAGCCUACAUCUAAUGGUGAGAUUUGGGUGUUUAACAAGAGUUACACACAGUAUAUUCCACUUCCAAUUACUGAUCUUGAGUCAUGGCUAAAGACACCUUCCAUUUAUGUUUUUGAUUGCUCAGCGGCUGGAAUUAUUGUGAAAGCUUUUCUAGAGCGCCUAGACUGGAGUUCUAGCUCCUCUGCAUCUGCACAGAAGGACUGCAUUCUUCUUGCUGCCUGUGAGGCACAUCAAAGUCUUCCUCAGAGUGCAGAAUUUCCUGCUGAUUUGUUUACGGCUUGCCUCACAACACCCAUCAAAAUGGCUUUGCACUGGUUUUGUAAGCGAUCAUUACUCCGUGAUUCUCUGGAUCUUUCUCUUAUUGACCAAAUUCCUGGAAGGCAAAAUGACCGUAAAACUCUUCUUGGGGAGCUCAAUUGGAUUUUUACUGCUAUAACAGAUACAAUUGCAUGGAAUGUUCUUCCUCAUGAUCUGUUCCAAAGGCUUUUCAGACAAGAUCUUCUUGUUGCUAGUCUCUUUCGUAACUUCUUGCUUGCUGAGAGAAUCAUGCGAUCAGCAAGUUGUACUCCAGUUUCUUAUCCAUUGUUACCCCCAACACAUCAACACCAUAUGUGGGAUGCAUGGGACAUGGCUGCUGAGAUUUGCCUUUCCAAGCUUCCUGAGUUAAUUGCUGAUCCAAAUGCGGAGUUUCAGCCAAGUCCGUUUUUUACGGAACAGCUGACGGCUUUCGAAGUGUGGCUUGAUCAUGGCUCCGAGGACAAGAAACCUCCUGAACAGUUACCCAUAGUUCUUCAGGUCCUGCUUAGUCAAUCACACAGAUUUAGAGCGCUUGUUCUGCUCGGAAGAUUUCUUGACAUGGGGCCAUGGGCUGUUGAUUUGGCCCUGUCUGUCGGAAUAUUUCCUUAUGUACUCAAACUGCUUCAAACAAGUGCAAUGGAGUUGCGUCAAAUUCUUGUGUUUAUAUGGACAAAAAUUCUCUCUCUUGAUAAGUCGUGCCAGGUUGACUUGGUUAAAGAUGGAGGACAUGCAUAUUUUGUUAGGUUUCUUGACAGUUUGGAUGCUUACCCAGAACAGCGUGCAAUGGCUGCUUUUGUUUUAGCAGUCAUUGUGGAUGGGCAUAGGACGGGUCAAGAGGCUUGUAUGAAUGCAGGCCUUAUAGAUGUUUGCCUGCAACACCUGCAACCUGAGAAUCCUCAUGAUUCACAUACAGAACCUUUACUUUUACAGUGGCUUUGCUUAUGCCUUGGAAAACUCUGGGAAGAUUUCCCUGAUGUUCAGCUACUUAGUUUGCAAACAAAUACACCUGAAAUUGUAAUAUGUUUAUUGUCGGAGCCUCAACCUGAGGUCAGAGCUGCUGCUGUUUUUGCACUUGGGACUCUCCUGGAUACUACAUCAAAUGGCGCUGAUGAUGAUUCUGAUGAUGAUGAAAAGGUGAAAGCUGAAAUAAAUGUAGUUAGAAGCCUUCUGCAGAUAUCUUCAGAUGCUAGUCCCCUUGUUCGAUCUGAGGUUGCUAUAGCGCUUACUCGCUUUGCGUUGGGUCACAACAAACAUCUCAAAUCUGUUGCGGCUGAGUAUUGGAAACCUCAAUCCAAUUCAUUGCUGAAGUCACUACCAUCAUUGGCAAAUAUAAGUAAUCCAAGCAAUGUUUACAGUCCCAACAACAUUCUACAAGGCAGCAUUGGUCCUGUGCUGAGGGUUGGCAGUGAUAGCAGUGCCGCCGGUCGUGAUGGAAGAGUUUCUACAAGUAACCCAAUUGCAACAAGUAGCAUCAUGCAUGGCUCUCCCCAGUCAGAUGAUUCUUCCCAACACUCUGAUUCUGGCAUAUUACUGAGAGAGAAUGCUAGUAAUGGUGGUCUCGGCUACACUAGGUCGAGGCCUGUUGAUAAUGUCAUUUAUUCUCAAUUUAUAUCAACUAUGUGUUCUUUUGCUAAAGAUCCUUACCCAAGAAUUGCAACUAUUGGUCGGAGAGCACUGUCCCUUAUAGGUGUUGAACAAAUAGUCAUGAAAAAUACUAGAUUUAACAGUGGAGGUGCACAUCGGGGAGAGACAUCUGCUUCAAACUUUGGAAUGGCACGCUCUUCGUCCUGGCUUGAUAUGAAUUCUGGAAGCAACUUGAUAAAAUUUAGGACCCCUCCUGUUAGCCCCCCUCAGCAUGAUUAUCUUCCAGGAUUACGCCGAGUGUGUUCUAUGGAGUUUGGACAACAUCCUAUAAAUUCACCUGAUGGCUUAGCUGAUCCCCUUUUAAGCUCUGCUGCAGCUCCCAGUAAUGCUGAACUAUGUAUACUUCCCCAAUCAACAAUUUAUAACUGGAGUUGUGGUCACUUCUCUAGGCCUCUUUUAACUGGCUCUGAUGAUAAUGAAGAAGCAAAUGCCAGAAGGGAAGAGAGAGAACGAGUUGCACUAGAUUAUAUUGCUAAGUGCCAGCGCUCCUCUUGCAAGAUGACAAGCCAAAUUGCUAGUUGGGAUACGAGAUUUGAGUUGGGAACAAAAGCAGCUUUAUUGUUGCCAUUUUCUCCAAUCGUUGUUGCAGCUGAUGAAAAUGAGCAAAUAAGAGUGUGGAACUACGACGAUGCGCUGCCAGUGAACUCUUAUCAAAACCAUAAUUUGUCAGACAGAGGGCUAUCCAAACUUUUGUUGAUCAAUGAGCUUGAUGAGAGCUUGCUUUUAGCUGCCUCAAGUGAUGGAAAUGUACGUGUAUGGAAAAAUUUUGCUCAAAAGGGAGGACAGAAACUUGUAACGGCUUUCUCAUCAGUUCAGGGACAUCGAGCUGCUGGUCGCAGUAUUGUGAUUGACUGGCAGCAGCAAUCUGGUUAUCUUUAUGCAUCUGGUGACAUGUCUUCCAUCUUGGUAUGGGAUCUUGACAAGGAACAACUUCUCAGCACUAUUCAGUCAUCUGGUGAUAGUGCCAUUUCUUCACUGUCUGCAUCUCAGGUCUGCUCUGGGCAUUUUGCUGCUGGUUUUGCUGAUGGUUCUGUCAGGAUAUAUGACGUUCGCUCUCCUGAUAGGGUUGUCUAUAUGGCCAGGCCACAUGCACCAAGAACAGAAAAGGUUGUAGGCAUAGGGUUUCAACCUGGAUUUGAUCCGUACAAGAUUGUAAGUGCAUCUCAAGCUGGUGACAUUCAGUUUCUCGAUGUUAGAAGGGCAGCAGAACCCUACCUGACUAUUGAGGCACACAGGGGUUCACUUACAGCAUUAGCGGUUCAUCGGCAUGCCCCAGUUGUUGCUAGUGGCUCAGCCAAGCAGAUGAUUAAAGUGUUUAGUCUUGAAGGAGAGCAGUUGACAAGGAUUCGCUACCAGCCAUCUUUUAUGGGCCAAAGAAUAGGCAGUGUAAACUGUCUUUCUUUUCACCCAUACAAAUCACUCCUAGCUGCUGGCGCUGGUGAUAACGGCCUUGUCUCUAUCUAUGCUGAAAAUUACAACCACAACACAAUCGGUAGGCCUUGUGUUUUUGGCCAAGUGAUGCUCCCCACAGCAUGGUCCAGCUACAAGAUCCAAGAUGAUGUGAAGCCUUGUCACAGAGACGGUGCUAUUGCACCAUGGCUCUCGUGUAUGUUGUAUGGAAGACUUCACUUAGCGUUAAGUGAACACCAGUUUGCAAUUAUGAAGAAGCAGGGAUGGGAGGGAAUAGUGGCAUUUGAGGCGCGCCAUUGUCCUCCUCGCCGUAGCUGGCGCAUAGGAGAGACCGUCACCGGCGACGGCGAGUGUUUGCUUCCGAGGCAGCCGCGACUGACAGGUGGGGCCACCGUUCAAUGGGACCAGCUUGCAAUUCGGACAAGACGCGAAUUUUUGUUCUAUAUGAAAGAAAGGAUUCCCCAAGAAGCACCGCACAGAAACAGAACCCUCUCUGCUCCUCGCACCCUCACGCUCCAAGGCGAAGGCGGCGGCGGCGCGAUGGACGGCGGAGGCGGGGCCUCGCCCGAUGCCACCAUCUGCAUCGCCCCUGGCCCUGGGCCCAUCGUCGCGGUCGCCCCCGCCGGGAUCAGGGUUGAGAACUGCUACGUGUUCAAGAGCCGGCUGCAGGAGUACGCGCAGAAGGCUGGCCUUCCGACCCCGGAGUACCACACCCUCAAGGAAGGCCCGUCCCACGAACCUGUCUUCAAGUCCACGGUGUUGGUGAACAACACCAGGUACGAGUCGCUGCCUGGGUUCUUCAGCCGGAAGGCUGCGGAGCAGUCGGCCGCGGAAGUCGCGCUCAUGGAGAUUGCCAUGUCUGCUCCGGUGACCGAAACCCGAAGCAUCCCAGCAGUUCAAGAAACUGGCCUGUGCAAGAAUCUUCUUCAGGAGUAUGCUCAGAAGAUGAAUUACGCCAUUCCAUCUUACAUUUGCACUAAACAAGCUUCAGGUGUAGCUCCUUUCAUAUGCACUGUUGAGAUUGGCGGCAUACAAUACAUUGGUGCUGCAGCUAGAACAAAGAAGGAGGCAGAGAUAAAAGCUGCCCGAACUGCUCUUCUUGCAAUCCAGGGGCAAUCAGAAGGUUGUGCAAAUGGUGGCAAAAAGUACAUUGUUGUUCCUGGACAAAGGUCGGUUAAGGAGACAGAUAAAAAGCCAACUGAAACCCCCAAACCACUUAAAGUUAAGAAACGUGGUCCCAGAAGGAAAUGGAACAAGAGGAAAUGUAUGGGGAUGACUGACCAAAUUGUUGAUGUUCAAAAGGAUGUAGAGGGGCUUGGAAUGCUUCUACACUACGACUAUGAAGAAGCUAGAAGAAUAGAAUAUGAGUUAUCUAGAGAUACUGCAAUGGUCCAAUUUAACAAGGAAGUUAUAAUGAUGCAACCUGGUGAGGGAGGAGAUAGGGCAGUACAACCGGAGUCACCCAGAGAUCCUGCAAAGGUCCAACACGACAAUGAAGCUAGAAGUGUCGAACAGGACGCACUCAGCAACACUGAAGUGGUGAAGGCUAACAAUGAAGCUAUAACUACUGAGCAUGAGUCAGUGAGCGCAUAUGUAGCAUUGCGAUCUAAUGGGGAUUCUACAGAUGUGAAGGAGGCACCAAGUAAUACCUCAAUGAUGCAGGGUGAGGAAUCGGAAACCACAAUGCAAGAAGCACCUCACACUGGUGAGCGGGUUCAACCUAACUAG